Helianthus annuus (common sunflower) is the source of this 1849-nucleotide messenger RNA. Its product is annotated as phosphate transporter PHO1 homolog 9-like. Gene Ontology annotation, biological process: cellular response to phosphate starvation; phosphate ion transport. The record is from RefSeq and is a predicted model, not a curated record. NCBI's taxonomy places the organism in Eukaryota, Viridiplantae, Streptophyta, Magnoliopsida, Asterales, Asteraceae. The transcript is spliced from 6 exons. Gene Ontology annotation, molecular function: inositol hexakisphosphate binding. Gene Ontology annotation, cellular component: cytoplasm; Golgi apparatus; trans-Golgi network. The annotation marks the transcript as partial.
UUUGCCAAUAAAAUUUUCUUUCAGGUGGCUAAGCUCAUAGAGAGAGUUGAAGCAGUAUUCAUAAAGCACUUCUGUAAUGGAGACCGUCAACUAGGAAUGAACACCUUAAGGCCGAAAUCUAAAAGAGAGAAGCAUUGGGUUUCAUUCUUUGUCGGUUGCUUCUUUGGAUGCUCGUUAGCACUUGUAGCCGAGAUCAUUAUAAGUAUACACGCUAGAGAUCUUCUCCAGGAUGAAGGACAAACCAAGUACAUGAACACCAUCUUUCCACUAUACAGCUUAUUUGGAUUUCUGGGGUUGCAUAUGCUGAUGUAUGCCGGAAAUGUCUACUUUUGGGCGCGUUAUCGCGUCAAUUACUCAUUUAUAUUUGGAUUCAAGCAGGGAACAGAAUUGGAUUUCAAACAAGUUCUGCUCCUCACUUUUGGUCUAUCAGUUCUCAUUCUUUCAACUGCACUCGCAAAUCUUGAAAUGGAAAUGGAUCCAGAAACUCAAAGUUACAAAGCAUUGACUGAAUUACUCCCUCUAGGCUUAGUCAUUGUUGUAGUUUUGAUGGCAAUCUGUCCAUUUAACAUCUUGUAUCGCACAAACCGUUUCUUCUUCUUGACUUGUGUAUGGCACUGCCUUUGUGCUCCUCUUUAUUUAGUCACUCUCCCUGAUUUCUUCUUGGCUGAUCAGUUUACCAGUCAGGUCCAGUUAUUGAGGAAUGUGGAAUUCUAUGCAUGUUACUAUGGCUGGGGAGAUUUCAAGAAGAGGGAUGCCGCAACGUGCAACGAAAGUAACGUUUAUAAAAUUAUUUAUAUCGUUAUCGCUGUUGUCCCCUAUUGGAUUCGAUUUCUACAGUGCAUACGACGGUAUUGUGAAGGGCGUGAUUCUACACAAGCCAUGAAUGGACUGAAAUACUUAUCCACCAUUGCUGCGGUUGUUUCAAGGACAAUUUAUACUCAAAAGAGAGGAACAACCUUAAAGAUCAUCGCUGCAUCUACCUCAGGAGUCGCAACAAUUUUCAAUACUUACUGGGAUUUAGUGAUGGAUUGGUGUUUGCUAUGCAGGAAUUCUGAGAAUCCAUGGUUGAGAGAUAAGCUUAUUCUGCCCAACAAAUCUGUCUACUUCAUAGCAAUGGUAUUGAACGCGAUACUGAGACUUGCGUGGAUGCAAACGGUAUUGGAUUUCAAUGAAGCCUCUUUCCUCCAUACAAACGCUCUGAUUGCAGUAGUUGCGAGUUUGGAGAUCAUUCGACGUGGCAUAUGGAACUUCUUCAGGUUGGAGAAUGAGCAUUUGAACAACGUUGGGAAAUUUCGCGCUGUCAAGUCGGUGCCAUUACCUUUUAGUUACGAGGACAAAGACAAGGAUCUAUAGUUCGUUUUUUUCAUAUAAUUGAUAAUUGUAAAGUUCUGUUAUUUAUUCGUUACAAAAAUUUUAAAAAAAAAAAUUCCAACAAUUGAGAAAACAAAACAUCCAACAAAAAGAUUCACACAGUUGGCAUUAAACAAGAAAACAAAAACCGUUACUUGUGAAGGUGAACGUCAUCACAAUCUGGUUCCGACUGCGGAUCAGUUAUAGCUCCAGUGUCAUCGACAUCCUGGUUGCCAAAUAUAGAUGCAAACGAUAACGGGUUUGAGGUAGAACUUUCUUUCUUAAGACCCUUUAUGGUUCUGAUCGCAUCAACCGUCCGUCUAUACACAUCCGAACCGCCCUCACCGAUCGACACUCGUGCGGUGGUGUUAUCAUCACUAGCCCGUGCAUUUGCAUCUGCAUUUGUUUUGCUAUUACUAGAAGAUUCAACUACUUCCGCUUCUAAAGGGAAGAGGAGGUCUAGAUUCUCUUCACACUCGUGGACUAAUCUUGUAAGAGG